GUUCAAUGUCGAUACGAGAAGUUGGAAGAACCACCGAAGGAAUUACCGGUCACCGUUCACAACCUCAGCAUCGCCGGGAGCAACUUGAGCAUCUUGCAUGGAGCUGCUUUCGCCUCUCACCCGUUACCGGAUCUACGGCUGGCCCGCCACGAUAACAUCCAAAUCAUCGAGGACAUGGCUCUGCAAGGGUUGCCCGCUCUACGGACCCUCGACCUGAGCCAUAAUCCCUUGGUCACGGUAGCCGCCGGUGCUUUCGCCGGUGCACCCCUGCUCCGUACCCUACAGCUCAACCAAGUGUUGUUGGCCACCUCUUUGGAAGAACAACUGGCCCUGGCCCUGCGUAACCUCAGCUUGCGACGUUUGGAGUUGACGGGCAACUCGUUGAAGGAGCUGCCGGUCACCUUGUUGCCCACCGGCUUGGAGGAGUUGGAUCUGCGGAACAACUCGCUGCAGCGGUUGACAGCCGCUGAGUUGCAGAUGCUGGAUGCACCGGGGUUACGAGUCAACUUAGGGGCCAACCCGUUGAGUUGUGACUGUGCCCUACGCCCGUUCCUCGCUUGGCUACGUGCCGCCACCGCCCGUGUGUCCGAUGCCCGUAGCCUACGCUGUGCUGGACCACCACCCCUACGUGGGGCCACCCUACUGCGCCUGCGGCCCGAGGGGCUGGGGUGUACGGCUACGGAGGGGAGUCAACUGGAAACGGCUUCUUAUGUCUUCUUUGGCAUCGUGUUGGCCCUCAUCGGCAUCGUCUUCCUCAUGGUGCUCUACCUGAACCGCCGCGGUAUCAAGCGUUGGCUCCACAACCUCCGCGAGGCUUGCCGUGAUCAGAUGGAGGGCUACCACUACCGCUACGAGCAGGACGCUGAUCCUCACCGUACCAGCGCCAUGGACACCCCCGGCCUCUGA
Antrostomus carolinensis (chuck-will's-widow) is the source of this 906-nucleotide messenger RNA. RefSeq names its product trophoblast glycoprotein like (gene TPBGL). Gene Ontology annotation, molecular function: protein binding. NCBI's taxonomy places the organism in Eukaryota, Metazoa, Chordata, Aves, Caprimulgiformes, Caprimulgidae. Gene Ontology annotation, biological process: negative regulation of canonical Wnt signaling pathway. The record is from RefSeq and is a predicted model, not a curated record. Gene Ontology annotation, cellular component: plasma membrane.